AUGAUCAUUAUAAAGAAGACUUUGGCUCUUCUAGCACAGCCUUCACCACAGAACAGCCAUGUUCUUCUCCUCAGCUUUUGGGGUCAGAGCAGCCAGUGGGGAAGAAAAGAGAGGAAUUUUCAUAAGUCAUCCGUGCAAAAUAGUGUUGGGGAAACCUUAUGGGUGCACAGAGAUCCUCCUGAAAAUAACCCAGAUCACCCAUUUGAUAUCACACCAGAAAGCUAUAAGAGAAUAGAAGCAAUUGGAAAGAAUGAUCCAGAAGGACGCAAGGCUGCAGCUGUGCAUCCGAUAGUCCUGGAUUUAGCCCAAAGGUCAAAUGGGUGGCUGCCCAUCUCUGCUGUGAACAAGGCUGCACACAGUAUACAAGUACCUCCAAUGGGAGUAUAUUAAGUUGUAACUUUUUAUAUGAUGUGUAAUCAAAAGCCAAUCGGAAAAUGCCACAUUCAGGUCCACACCUCCACACACUGCAUGCUUCAUAACUCUAACUGCAUAUGGGAUGCCUUCCAGAAAAUGCCUGGACUAAAGGCUGGGGAAACAACACUCCAGCUUCUUUGCACUGUUACAAAGGUGGGAGGUUUCGGGGCUUGUGUAAAUACACCAAUGGUUCAAACAAAUGACACCUAUUAUGAAGUUCUGAUACCUAAAGGUGGUAAAGACAUUAUUGAUGACCUCAAAGCUGGCAAAGUUCCAAACCCUGGGCCAAGGAAUGGACACUUGCUUUGUGAGCCAGCUGGAGGUCUUACUUCCAUUUGA
Molecule: messenger RNA, 753 nt
Organism: Dipodomys ordii (Ord's kangaroo rat)
Lineage: Eukaryota; Metazoa; Chordata; Mammalia; Rodentia; Heteromyidae
Product: NADH dehydrogenase [ubiquinone] flavoprotein 2, mitochondrial-like
Exons: 1
Biological process (GO): mitochondrial electron transport, NADH to ubiquinone
Molecular function (GO): NADH dehydrogenase activity
Source: RefSeq, a predicted model, not a curated record